UUCACCUCCCUAUCCACCAAUGGCGAGCCUAGGAACAGACUUCCCGCUCCGGCAUCCGCCCCUGCGCGUAUUUAGGAACUACGAAGCACCGGCAAAAGAACAGGUGCACAUUCAGCCACAGUGGAUUGAAAGGGAGAACAUCACGAGGAGGCUGCUGGUGGAUUUCAGGACGAAGAGACAUUGCUCCGUUCCUACAUCACAAAAGACAAGCACUGAGGCGCCUCGUCUCUCAUCAUCGUACAAGCGCUUCAAGAGUCGGAUGGUGACCAGGCGGCUGAGCGCAGAGCAGCCUUUAGCCAGUAGCCCCAUGGUCGCCAGGGGGCGCCAUUCUCCCUGCCGAGAGGUCGACACGGUCUGUCAGAGACUGUCUCUGGAUUCACCGUCAGGGGGCGCAGCGAGAACCAAACUGACAGAAGAGCAGAGCACAGAGACAAGCCUCCAAGACAGCCACCCGUUGGACUGGAGUAACAGUGGAAUCGUGGCCAUAGCCCUGGGAUGUGACGUGUUCCUGUGGAAGGGGGACACACCCACUCUGCAGGGCUGCAUCCAUCCCAGAGCAGCACCUUCUCUCCCGCUGAGCCUGUCUCACUCUGUGUCUUCUGUGUCCUGGAGCAGAGAUGGAUGUACACUGGGCAUCGGGACCAAGGAGGGCGACGUGCAGCUGUGGGAUGUGGAGAAGAGGACCAGACUGAGAACUAUAACGUCACACCUCUCUGGAGUGGGGGCGCUUAGCUGGAACCAACACGUACUCAGCAGCGGUUCUGUUCUCGGGCUAAUCCAUCACCAUGACUACCGACUUGACACCCCGACAGUGGGUGUGUUCCAACAACAAGGGGCCGUGUGCGGGCUGGAGUGGGCGCCGCAAGGAGAUUGGCUGGCCAGUGGCUCAAUAGACGGCCUCCUCAACAUCUGGACCAAUGACCUGGGGUCUAAGACAAAGACACACCCACCUGCUAGGACAAUGACACAACCCAGUGCGGUCAAGGCUAUGGCAUGGUGUCCUUGGCAGAAGGAGCUGAUAGCCACAGGAGGGGGGCAGGGCGACGGUGUUCUGAGGAUCUGGAAUAACCAAUCAGGUACCUGCGUUGACUCCGCCCAGACCAACUCACAGGUGUGUUCCCUGGUCUGGUCAGAGGAGAGGAAGGCUCUGUUCAUUGGCCAUGGUCUUCCUCAUCACCACAUAACCUGCUGGAGCCCCUCCCCCUCACUGGAAGAGACCUACCAGCUACAUGGUCACAUGGGUCGUGUUUUGCACCUGGCCCUCAGUCCCAAUGGAACCAAGCUCCUCUCAGCAGGAGCAGACUGUCUGGGCCAUGUCUGGAACACCUAUGACACCUAAAACACCUAGGACACCUAAAACACCUAGGACACCUAAAACACCUAGGACACCUAAAACACCUAAAACAUCUAGGACACCUAAAACACCUAAAACAUCUAGGACACCUAAAACACCUAGGACACCUAAAACACCUAAAACAUCUAGGACACCUACAACACCUAGGACACCUAAAACACCUAGGACACCUAAAACAUCUAGGACACCUAAAACACCUAGGACACCUAAAACACCUAGGACACCUAAAACAUCCAGGACACCUAAAACACCUAGGACACCUAAAACACCUAGGACACCUAAAACACCUAGGA
Oncorhynchus masou masou (cherry salmon) is the source of this 1647-nucleotide messenger RNA. RefSeq names its product cell division cycle protein 20 homolog B-like. The record is from RefSeq and is a predicted model, not a curated record. Lineage: Eukaryota; Metazoa; Chordata; Actinopteri; Salmoniformes; Salmonidae. The transcript has 9 exons. Gene Ontology annotation, molecular function: ubiquitin ligase activator activity; protein binding; anaphase-promoting complex binding. Gene Ontology annotation, biological process: anaphase-promoting complex-dependent catabolic process; positive regulation of ubiquitin protein ligase activity; positive regulation of anaphase-promoting complex-dependent catabolic process. The coding region runs from base 20 to 1339 and encodes 439 amino acids. Gene Ontology annotation, cellular component: anaphase-promoting complex.